AUGGCUCGAUAUGUCUACCACAGCGUCUUCCCGCCCUCUAAUUGGAUGCUACAGAACUAUCUGCUGUUCACGAAGCUGCAGCUUCCCACAAACACGGAAAUCGACGCUGUUGACUUUUUGAACGGCGCUCGUUUUGCCUGUGACUUGGCUGUCCACACCAUGUACUCGAGGGAGUUCGUCGACUUCGCCACGGGGACCACUUCUGUGUCCCCUGCAGCGGAAAAGAUGAAGUCCGGACUGUCAGUAGCUUGUUACGAAGCGUUUCUAUUUGCCAUGAAGCAGACGAGCAAGACGGGCAACAGAUUUACGCUUAGGCACUUGGACAUCAAUGGUGUCUAUCUCUACGACGUGAAUUGGGAUAGAAUGUCGUUGGCGGCGAUGAAGCAAGAGGAAGCGCUGGAAGUGUAUAACCGAGCACAGGUGGCCGGGUUGGAGCAACACCAGGAGGAGAGAGAGGUGGAAAAAGGGAAGACAGAUGCAGUUGACGGGGAGAAGAUGACGGUGGAAAGUUUGACGCCGGAUAUUAUUCCUGAGGAUCACGCGACGAUGGUUGAACGAUUACGGUUGGAUGUACUGCUGGAUACUGUCGAGCACUUGGAGGUCGCAACGGCUGAAUCUGCCGACCAAAAACAGCUGGAGAAAAAGUCAUCAGUUAUUUGGAGGUUUGAGUCACUUGUGACGCAGCCAGACGAUGUGGACUGGCGAAUUGUCACCGUCUUUUAG
Messenger RNA from Peronospora farinosa, 723 nucleotides. The record is from the annotation of a GenBank genome assembly. NCBI's taxonomy places the organism in Eukaryota, Oomycota, Peronosporomycetes, Peronosporales, Peronosporaceae.